This is a messenger RNA of Condylura cristata (star-nosed mole), 539 nucleotides long. It is a transcript of the gene TAF10, whose product is annotated as TAF10 RNA polymerase II, TATA box binding protein (TBP)-associated factor, 30kDa. The transcript has 4 exons. Lineage: Eukaryota; Metazoa; Chordata; Mammalia; Eulipotyphla; Talpidae. Bases 79 to 462 code for a protein of 127 amino acids. Gene Ontology annotation, biological process: transcription initiation at RNA polymerase II promoter. Gene Ontology annotation, cellular component: transcription factor TFIID complex; SAGA complex; nucleus. The record is from RefSeq and is a predicted model, not a curated record. Gene Ontology annotation, molecular function: RNA polymerase II general transcription initiation factor activity; promoter-specific chromatin binding.
CCACUGCCGUGCCUCAGUUAGCUGUUUUCUCCUCCAGCUCCCGUGUCGGCGGGCGGCGUGGCGCCCCCAGAGGGGGCCAUGUCUAACGGGGUUUACGUAUUGCCAAGCGCGGCCAACGGAGACGUGAAGCCGGUCGUGUCCAGCACGCCUCUGGUGGACUUCCUGAUGCAGCUGGAGGAUUACACGCCUACGAUCCCAGAUGCAGUGACUGGCUACUACCUGAACCGUGCUGGCUUCGAGGCCUCUGACCCACGCAUAAUUCGGCUCAUCUCUCUAGCUGCCCAGAAAUUCAUCUCAGAUAUUGCCAACGAUGCCCUACAGCACUGCAAAAUGAAGGGCACAGCCUCUGGCAGCUCCCGAAGCAAAAGCAAGGACCGCAAGUAUACUCUAACCAUGGAGGACUUGACCCCUGCCCUCAGCGAGUAUGGCAUCAAUGUGAAGAAGCCGCACUACUUCACCUGAGCCACCCAACCUAAAUGUACUUGUCCGUCCCCUUGUCCCCACACCAGCCUGUUUUCAUAAUAAACUUUAUUGUGACA